CGCGAGCUGCACCUUGCGUUCGCCAGAGCCAAGGUCAUCCGUGGAUAGAGAACUGCCAUCGGGGCACAUCUGCUUGACGACGCCAUUUCAGCGACUCAUCAACCGAGGAUCCAAGUCUUCUCAAUAUCCUAAUCAAAUCCAUCCAUCGACCGGACUACAUUCAUAACAUCAUCAUGUCGAACCCGGCCGUCGGAAACGUCUACCAAGCCAUCAUUGACGAGGUUGUCAAUAGUUCGCGAGUUGAUUUCGAGGAGAGCGGCGUUGAAGAAUCAGUGCUAGAGGAGCUGCGACAGGGAUGGCAGCAAAAGCUCACUCAGCUUCACGUCGCCCAGUUCCCUUGGGACCCCAAGCCCGACCCCCCCGCACAAGCACCACCGUCUGCUGUUCCACCAGCUCAGACUCAUGCUCAGGCUCAAUUCUCGCCUCAGCUAAGCAACCCAACUGGUCUUUCUUUACCGGGAAUGGCCCAACCCCAGGUGCAGAAUGGUAUCAAGCCCGAAGGCAACAAUAUCAAGACCGAGCCUCACGUACCUAUCAAGCAAGAACCCGGCUUACAGGGUAACCCGAUGGCCUACCAACAGUACAAUAACAACACCAACAUCAACAUGAAUGACAACAAUGUAGCUGCCAAUCGUGCUGCUCAGCAAUUGCAGGCUCAGUAUGGACAGCGAGCGGCCAGCUCUAUCAACGCCCUUCACCAGCAACAAGGCCACUCUCAGCAGAGCCAGCAACAACAACCAGCUCUACCGCAGCCACAUCAGCAGCAGCAGCCCGGCCUAACCCAGCAACAACAUCAGCAGCAGAUAUAUCGUCAGCAAAUGGCCGCCGCAACUGCCCAACAGCAACAGCAGCACCCGGCCAACGGUCAGCCCCACAUUCAAAACGGCCAGACUGAUGGCGCUGGCGAUCUGGAAGAGUUCGAGGGUGUACUCAUGCAACGAGCUGCUGAUGGCAAUUUGCAUGAACUCGGGCGAGUUGAGAUCGACCGUAUGCUGCAUGAACAAAUCCUUGCCAAGGCCAAGAGCAUGGAGGGCGGCGGUCUGAUGCUUCCUUUAAAAGAGGCAACUCGAACUUCGUCGGUCCCGACAUCACGCGUGGCCAAGGGCAAACAACCUGCCGCAUACGAUGGAGGUGAUGACGACGACGAAGAUGAUGACGACGCCAUCAACUCUGACCUCGAUGACCCAGAAGAGGACCGAGACGACGAUGAUGUUGAUGAUGAGGGGCUUGGCAAUAUCAUGCUGUGCAUGUACGACAAGGUUCAGCGGGUCAAGAACAAGUGGAAGUGCACUCUUAAGGAUGGAGUCUUGACAGUCAACGGCAAGGAGUAUGUCUUUCACAAGGCUACUGGUGAAUAUGAGUGGUGAACUCAGACCGACUCGCUUGGAAAGCGACGUGGUUUGGACCUUGCGACCAGAUCGGCGGCGUGGUGUCGGGAAACAACAUCAAAACAAAGUCAAAGAGGGACAAAGCCAUUGGGUUGAUUGGAACAGCAAGGGUAUAUGAAG
This is a messenger RNA of Fusarium oxysporum Fo47, 1508 nucleotides long. RefSeq names its product transcription initiation factor IIA large subunit. NCBI's taxonomy places the organism in Eukaryota, Fungi, Ascomycota, Sordariomycetes, Hypocreales, Nectriaceae. Gene Ontology annotation, cellular component: transcription factor TFIIA complex. Gene Ontology annotation, biological process: transcription by RNA polymerase II; transcription initiation at RNA polymerase II promoter. The transcript is spliced from 3 exons. Bases 174 to 1367 code for a protein of 397 amino acids. The record is from RefSeq and is a predicted model, not a curated record.